Daucus carota subsp. sativus is the source of this 783-nucleotide messenger RNA. Its product is annotated as iron-sulfur assembly protein IscA-like 1, mitochondrial. Gene Ontology annotation, biological process: iron-sulfur cluster assembly. The record is from RefSeq and is a predicted model, not a curated record. The transcript is spliced from 3 exons. Gene Ontology annotation, molecular function: 2 iron, 2 sulfur cluster binding. Lineage: Eukaryota; Viridiplantae; Streptophyta; Magnoliopsida; Apiales; Apiaceae. The coding region runs from base 79 to 477 and encodes 132 amino acids. Gene Ontology annotation, cellular component: cytoplasm; mitochondrion.
UCAUCAGUUGCCGGAACUUUGUUAGACUAUCCGUUUCUUCUUAGCACUAUCCAUCUCCAUUCGAUCUGACAUACAUAUAUGUCAUCGAAGAUCGGUGCCAAGGCCGCCGCGCAACUCCGUCCGGCGGCCCACCGCCAAGUUUUAUCCUUAACCGACGCUGCCGCCGAUAGAAUCCGCCAGCUUCUUCAACAUCGCCAGAAACCUUUUCUCUCACUCGGCGUCAAAUCUCGCGGCUGCAGUGGCUUAUCCUACACUCUUAAUUACGCCGAUGAGAAAGGGAAGUUUGAUGAAGUGGUCGAGGAAAAAGGUGUUAAGAUUGUAGUGGAUGCUAAAGCUCUAAUGCAUGUCAUCGGAACAAAGAUGGAUUUCGUGGACGACAAGCUCAGGUCAGAGUUCAUAUUUAUUAAUCCUAACUCCGAAGGGCAGUGUGGCUGCGGUGAGUCAUUCAUGACAACAUCCAGUAAAGAAUCUGCUUAAUUACAAAGUUGUAUGGUUUUAGACAGUAACUAUUGGUCAUUCCAGUUUUUAAGCCAACAAACAGCUUUAGCAACAGAUACGAUUCUGAAAAUGUUUUAAGAAAUUUUCUGUACUACAGCCGAUAAGAUCCUGUUAUAUGUUGUGGAACAAGUUUUUGGCAUUGUACAGAUGGUUGUAGAAUUUUGCAGUUCAUAUCUUCCACAAUCAUGUGUAAAAGUAGUGUAGAAACUUCCCUUUGUACUGGUAAAGAAACCAUUCACAGUUCACAUUCAGAUGUGAAUAUUUAUGAUGAUACAAUAUCUUUAA